Messenger RNA from Nerophis lumbriciformis (worm pipefish), 978 nucleotides. NCBI's taxonomy places the organism in Eukaryota, Metazoa, Chordata, Actinopteri, Syngnathiformes, Syngnathidae. The record is from RefSeq and is a predicted model, not a curated record.
AUGGCAACUCGGCACACCUUCACGGACACGGACACUUCCGAUGAAGCAGUGAGGGCGACAUGUGACGAUGCCACGUCGUGCAAAAGGUUUGCCAUCAGUAAAAACUACUGGCGAGACCCUUACAUCCAGUAUUUCGUGAGAUCAGUUGGAGAGCGAAAGGCACCUGAAAUCAAUAGAGGUUAUUAUGGUCGUGUUAAAGGUGUCAACCAUCUCAUUGAUGCAUUCAUAAGGAAAACUGAGCGUGCAUGUCAAGUGAUCAACUUAGGUGCCGGGCUAGAUACCGCCUUCUGGAGACUCAGGGAUGAAGCUCUCUUGCCUAAGAAGUAUUUUGAAGUCGACUUUCCGACUGUUGUGGCCAGGAAAAUACAUUAUAUAAAGACUAAACCGCACUUAUCCAAGCCGAUCAUCGAAACCCAUUCAACAGAUUCCUUGCUACUAGACGCCCACAGCCUAGACUCCGAUCGAUAUUGCAUCAUAGGCGUGGACCUCCGGGACAUUUCUACUUUGGAUGAAAAGCUGAAGAAGUUCCAUCUUAAUCCAGAGUUGCCUACAUUGCUGCUUUCAGAGUGUGUGCUGGUCUACAUGACACCUUCUCAGUCCUCCAAUUUAGUUCGCUGGGCUGCAGACACCUUUCACACCGCCAUGUUCAUCAAUUACGAACAGGUAAACAUGAGCGACCGUUUUGGCCAGGUGAUGAUUGAGAACCUGCAGCGGCGUCAGUGCACGCUAGCAGGUGUUGAGGUGUGCCGGUCUCUGGACUCCCAGAAGGAACGAUUUCUCAGAUCUGGCUGGGAGCAUGCCAAUGCUCUGGACAUGGUGACGGUCUACAGUAUGCUUCCAAAGGAUGAUGUGGCAAGAAUUGAGCGGCUGGAGUUCCUUGAUGAGAAGGAGCUGUUGCAGCAACUCCUUCAGCACUACAGCAUUUGCUGGGCCAUCAAGGACAAACUCAGUCUGGGCCUGUCCCAGUUGACGUUUUGA